Molecule: messenger RNA, 3498 nt
Organism: Emys orbicularis (European pond turtle)
Lineage: Eukaryota; Metazoa; Chordata; Testudines; Emydidae
Gene: PRDM15
Product: PR/SET domain 15
Exons: 24
Coding region: 85-3498 (1137 amino acids)
Molecular function (GO): protein binding
Source: RefSeq, a predicted model, not a curated record
GGUGGCGGGUGGUUUCCGGAGCGGAUCGGAACCUGGAGUCCGGAUUCGAUCCGGGUCGGAACAUUCCAAAAACAGGUUUCAGAAAUGGCAGAAGAUGGCAGCGAUGAGACCAUGUUUAUUUGGUGCGAGGAUUGUGGUCAGUACCAUGAUUCGGAGUGUCCUGAGCUGGGCCCAGUGGUGACAGUCAAAGACUCCUUUGUGUUGAGCAGGGCAAGGUCAUCCCUUCCUUCCAAUCUGGAGAUCAGACAACUAGAAGAUGGGACUGAAGGAGUAUUUGCAGUGACGCAGCUUGUCAAACGUACCCAGUUUGGCCCAUUUGAAUCCAAGAGAGUUGCCAAAUUGGAAAAGGAGUCAGCAUUUCCACUGAAGGUUUUCCAGAAGGAUGGGCCCCUGGUUUAUUUUGAUACCUCUAACGAAGAUGACUGUAAUUGGAUGAUGAUGGUGAGAGCAGCCACUGAAUAUGAACACCAGAACCUGACUGCCUUCCAGCAUGACAAUGAUAUUUACUUCACCACCUCCCGGGACAUCCCACCAGGAACUGAGCUGCGAGUGUGGUAUGCAGCUUUUUACGCCAAAAAAAUGGAAAAGCCAGUGCUGAAGCAGGUCACUAGUAUUGCCAAUGUGAGCGCUCCAGAGAGUAGUGGGCCCCUUGAAGCGGAGUCCAGCCAGUGGACAUGUAAAGUGUGUUCAUCUGUUUUCCCGGAACCUCAGCUACUGACAGAACAUCUGUUGAGUCACCUGGAACAAGCCAAAGGAGUCCCCCAGACAAGCCAAAAUGAUGCAACUCCAGAGAAGCCUGCAGAGGCUCCCAUUGCUGAUCAGCCUGUGACUGGCGAAGGUGCUGGUGCCAACGUAGACUCCAGGAGGACUCCACGAAGGGGAAGAAAGCCCAAAGCAGCAAAAGCAGAAACGCCUCUUGUCAUCACUGAAGAUAAAGACCCAGCAGUGGAUCGAGUAGCUGAAAUUAUAACAGAGAUCCCACCUGAUGAAGCAGCCCUUCCCUCUGCAGCGGAAGAGAGGAUUAUGGAACUGGUUUUAGGAAAGUUGCCAAGCACCACAAACAACAUCAGUUCAGUAACAAAGUUUGCUCAUCACCAAAACACCAUGUCCCUCAAAAGAAGUUUAAUUCUCUCCAGUAGACAUGGAAUACGUCGAAAGCUCAUAAAGCAACUUGGGGAACACAAACGGGUAUAUCAGUGCAACAUCUGCAGUAAGAUCUUCCAGAACAGCAGCAACCUCAGCAGGCACAUUCGGUCUCAUGGUGACAAACUGUUUAAAUGUGAGGAAUGUGCAAAGCUGUUCAGCCGAAAAGAGAGCUUGAAGCAGCAUGUUUCAUAUAAACACAGCAGGAAUGAGGUCGACAGCGACUACAGGUACAAGUGUGCUACAUGUGAAAAGGCCUUUCGGAUAGAAAGUGCAUUGGAAUUCCACAAUUGCAGAACAGAUGACAAGACAUUCCAGUGUGAGAUGUGUUUCAGGUUCUUUUCCACGAAUAGUAACCUCUCCAAACACAAGAAGAAGCACGGGGAUAAGAAAUUUGCAUGUGAAAUCUGCAAUAAAAUGUUCUACCGGAAGGACGUCAUGUUGGAUCAUCAAAGAAGACACUUGGAAGGGGUGAGGCGUGUGAAAAGAGAAGACUUUGAGCACAGCACGGAGAACAUGGUGCGCUACAAGAAGGAACCCUCUGGAUGCCCUGUGUGUGGGAAGGUAUUUUCAUGCAGGAGCAAUAUGAACAAACACCUCCUGACACACGGAGACAAGAAAUACACCUGUGAAAUCUGUGGACGUAAAUUUUUCAGAGUGGACGUUCUUAGAGAUCAUAUUCACGUCCAUUUUAAGGACAUUGCACUAAUGGAUGACCACCAGAGGGAAGAGUUCAUUGGUAAAAUCGGAAUCUCAUCAGAGGAAAACGAUGACAACUCUGAUGAAAGUGCAGAUUCUGAGCCUCACAAGUAUAGCUGCAAAAGGUGCCAGUUAACCUUUGGCAGAGGGAAGGAGUACCUAAAACACAUAAUGGAGGUUCACAAGGAGAAAGGCUAUGGCUGUAGCAUCUGUAAUCGACGAUUCGCCUUGAAGGCAACUUACCAUGCUCACAUGGUCAUUCACCGGGAGAAUCUGCCUGAUCCAAAUGUGCAGAAAUACAUCCACCCAUGUGAAAUUUGUGGAAGGAUUUUUAACAGCAUCGGGAAUUUGGAACGACAUAAGCUUAUACACACAGGUGUAAAAAGUCAUGCGUGUGAGCAGUGUGGAAAGUCAUUUGCCAGAAAGGACAUGUUAAAAGAGCACAUGAGAGUCCACGAUAACAUCCGAGAAUACCUGUGUGCGGAAUGUGGUAAAGGAAUGAAGACAAAACAUGCUCUGCGUCACCACAUGAAACUCCACAAAGGGAUUAAGGAAUAUGAAUGCAAGGAAUGCCAUCGUAAAUUCGCACAGAAGGUCAACAUGCUGAAGCACUACAAAAGGCACACAGGGAUCAAAGAUUUUAUGUGUGAGCUCUGUGGGAAGACAUUUAGUGAGAGAAACACAAUGGAGACUCAUAAACUGAUUCAUACAGUGGGGAAACAGUGGACGUGUUCAGUCUGUGAUAAAAAGUACGUCACUGAUUACAUGCUUCAGAAGCACAUCCAGCUAACUCACGAUAAGGUAGAAGCUCAGAGUUGUCAGCUCUGUGGGACAAAGGUUUCUACCAGAGCUUCAAUGAGUCGACACAUGAGGCGCAAACAUCCAGAGGUUCUUUCGGUUAGAAUUGACGAUUUAGAGCAGCUCCCAGAAGCUACCACCAUUGAUGCCUCCUCUAUUGGGAUUGUUCAGCCGGAGUUAACCCUGGAACAGGGAGAGUUACCCGAAGGCAAGCAUAUGAAAGCUCCUAAACGUGGCCAUAAGCGAAAGCAGAAGCCGGGUGAAGAGGAGGAAGUGCAAGUGCCUGAGGACCCUGCCUUCAAUGAAUACACAGAGAAAGAAGCUGAAUUCACAGGGAAUGUGGGAGAUGAAACCAAUUCAGCUGUACAGAGUAUUCAGCAGGUGGUGGUGACCCUUGGCGACCCAAACGUCACGGCCCCUUCUAGUUCUGUUGGGUUGACAAAUAUUACCGUCACCCCGAUUACCACGGCAGCUGGAACCCAAUUUACCAACCUCCAGCCAGUGGCUGUGGGCCACCUUACUGCUCCUGAACGCCAGUUACAGCUCGACAAUUCAAUCCUUACUGUGACAUUUGAUACUGUCAGUGGUUCUGCCAUGCUGCACAAUCGCCAAAACGAUAUUCAGAUACAGCCACAGCCAGAGGCAGCCAAUCCCCAGUCUGUGGCCCAUUUUAUAAACCUGACAACCCUGGUGAACUCCAUUGCUCCUCUAGGGAACCAGAUCGCAGAGCAGCAUCCGUUGACAUGGAGGGCAGUGCCUCAGACCGAUGUCCUGCCGCCCCAGUCGCAGCAAACACAACAGCAGUCAGGACAGCAGCAAGUUCAAACAGAGCAGCAACAGCAGAUGUACAGCUACUGA